Amoebophrya sp. A120 is the source of this 2995-nucleotide messenger RNA. NCBI's taxonomy places the organism in Eukaryota, Dinophyceae, Syndiniales, Amoebophryaceae. The record is from the annotation of a GenBank genome assembly.
AGGCCCCCAACGACCUGUUUCUUCCCUCUGUUGUAGUGAUGUAUGAAUUUCAAUUCUUUAUGUUUCGUUCCGCUACCAGUAGAACAGUUCUACCUCCCGCUCAUCCAGACGCAGAUCGUUUCGUAAACUUUUCAUUACGGUCUUGGUGUACUGCUAUGGUGAGAUAGAGGAAGCGUCUCGUGAACAUAAGAUCUCAUUCAAAGAUCCCUGCUUUCCAGAUUUGUGCAAUAUGUGCAUGUCUUUCGUUGUGAAUCAAUAUCGACGGUAGAAGAAAUACCUUUUUCGUGGAGUUGCAAGCACUUGAUUUCCUUUAUUUGCGAUCCUAAAAAUUUUCCAGAUGUUGCUUCAUCAACCGUGGAAAUUUCGUGUGACAAUGUGGCAUCCGGUGUGAAACAGUGGGGAGUGCAGGCGAGCGCGGGCAGUUUGCUGGACUCAUCUUGGACUACCAUUAUCAUCAUGGACCACCACGAAAAUACCGAGGAAGUAGUGGGGGAUGGGAGAGCAGCAACGGAACACCCCUCCGCCCAACCUGCGGACGCCAGCGCGAGGUCCCCGGACGGUGACGCGCACACAACUGCCGCACCUGCUACCGAGGCACCGGAAGGCACCGGGACAAAAGAUGGACCACGCCGCGAGGAUACUGCUGCCGGCGACAGGGGCCGCGCAAACGCCGUGGUGGAGCAACCAAUAUCGCUGUCCUUGGAAGAAAAGCUACGAGAGAAGGAAGAGGAGCUGGCGCGUUCGGAGCGCAUGCGAAUUAACUUGAAGACCGCGACGGAGCAGCUGCAGAAGCGCGUGCGAGACUUGGGCGCGGCCAACCAAAGCUUGACCGAGGAAAUAAAGCUGGCAAGAGACACCGCCGAAAGGGAGAAACACGCGAUAGCUGCAGAAGUGGAGGCGCGGUGCGAGCAGGAGUUCAAACGGAAACAGGACGAGAUUCAAGCGCAAGACACGGCGAUCAGCGAGUUGAAGCGGCUCUUGCAAGACGCGGAACGCAGCCUGAAGGAAAUGACGAGCGCAGCGCAGACCAAGGAUCGCGAAGUGGAAGAGAAAAAGGCGGCGCUGGCAUCCCUGGAGGCCGAAUUCUCGAAAAUCGAACAGGAGAUCAGUCUCCGGAGUGCGGAGUUUGCGUCGGAGCAGGUGGCCAAAAAUGGGACGCUCGAAAAGAUGCUGCAGGCGGAGAAGCAAGCUGUCGCUGACCUCACCGCUGAGCUGGCAGCGCAGCGUGCCGAGAGCUCGCGCGCACUGGAGGAGUCGCGCGCCGACGCCGACGCGAAGAUGAAGGAGCUGCAAAUGGACACUGAAGAGAAGUUCGAGAAAAUGAGACAGGAGCACGCGAGUGCGCUGGAAGAGCAAGGAGGCCGCUUCUCUUUGGAAUUAUCUCAGGAGAAAGAGGCAAGAGAAAGAGCUCUUGAUCAGCAGAAGAAUGCUUACGAGGCGCAAUUGGAUGAUAUGCAAAAAGGUCACGACCGUUCCCUUUCUGACAUACAAGCAACAGCAGCUCAAGAACUGGAGGAAGCAAAGCAACACCACGCCCAGGAGCUAGAGCGGCGCGACCGCGAGUUUGCGGAUUUUCGUGCGGGCAACGAGGAAGAAUGUCGCGCUUUGCAGGAGAAGUGGCGCGCCACGCAAUCUGAGCUGGAGGAGUGGAAGCGGACGCGGCCCGCGAGCACGGAGCAGGCCCUGGACACGCUAGAGCACGACCUGACGGAAAUUUUGUCCUUCCAAAAAACCGCGCACUCCGAGGUGCACAAACUGCAGGUGGUGGAAGAGGCGGCGGAGACCCUUGAACGCGAGGCGGCGCAGCUCCGGCAGCAAGUUGUGAUCCUGGAGACGCGGACCCGGGACCUGCGAUCGGAGAACGAGGUUCUGCAGGAGAUGAAAACCGACGCAUUCGCCAAACGCGAGGAUCUCUUGGUGGAGUUGUCCACGCUGCGACGCGAGUACGGGAAAGCGCAGGAGCAGCUGGCGCGCAUCGUGAACCAGGACGCGCGCGUGCAGGAUCUGGCCGCGGCGAGGACGCAGCUGGAGAUCCAGAACGCGUCCUUGCUGCAGGAGCUGACCCGGCUGCGCCAGAGCAACGCCGCGCUCUGCCGGCAACUGUUUCAGCCCGAUGGGGCGGAGGAUGAUCAUUUCGGCCUGGGGGCAGAAGUAGAAGAACCCCGGCGGGAAAACAGUCCUGUGACCUCCAGUGACGACGAGUCUUCUUCAACCUCGAGUAGUACCAGCAGCGACGAGGAGGAGCAAUUCUCGAACCAAUCACCGGAUCAUCAUCAUCAUCACGCGGGGGAGGUUGUACAACAACUAGGCGCGAAGAAGAGAAGGAGCAAGAAGCAAGCUAGUACUUCUAUGCGGCAGAAGAACAAAAGGCCGCAACACGGGCCGGCGCCCACGGGCGACGAGGAGGCCGCGGUGAUACUGCGGGGCCAGCGCUCUAUGGACGAGGGGGAGGAAAACCGAAACGUGCGUCAGCUGGCCACCAUCGCGCGGCUGCAGGCAAAGUUGAUUGCAGUGGAGCACCAGGCACUCGAAGAAAAAACGCAGCUGUUCGACCGUAUUCGCGAACUCGAGCACAAUGGCUACACUGGCAGCGGAACAAAUGUAGCAGGGCGUGGUCCUACGUCUACGAACGUCAGUAGUACAGCGUCCCCGGGUGGUGGAGGCGGCGCACCGGGCGGGGGCUUGACGACCCUUGCCGGUCUCAACAAGCUUAGCGAACAGCGUAGAUCGUCGCCUACCACCGACCCACAGGGGUCGGUGUCUCAGCGGAUGGGAGCACUGGUUUCAGGUGUGUUUGGAAGUGGUAGAUGACACAGACUCGCAAAGGCUUUAAGUAAUUGUCUAGCAUGAACAUGAUGCGCGCCACUACAUUUAUCACACCAGGGCACUUACAAACGCGAUCUAGCACACGCACGCGCCUCGUGCCAAACUAAGUAACCUGGAGCAGAUACGAAGACGAACCGGGAGUGAACUCGUCGUCGGCGAGGUAGGGAAC